UCAUGGAGGGCCUUUUCUACAAUGUCAAAUACGGCUACAUCGAGGGCAUCGUGCGCGGCUAUCGCAAUGCCCUCCUCACCAGCCAGAACUACAACAACCUGACGCAGUGCGAGACCAUCGAUGAUGUCAAGCUGCAGCUCUCCCCCGCUUACGGCGAUUUCCUCGCGGCGCUCCCGCCUAACCCAUCGACAUCUGCGCUGGCCGGCAAGACGACGGAGAAGCUCGUGGCCGAGUUCCGCUAUCUCCAGGCGAAUGCGACGGGCUCGCUCUCCAAGUUCAUGGAGUACCUAACCUACGGAUACAUGAUCGACAACGUUGCGCUGCUGAUAACGGGCACCCUCCACGAGCGAGAUACCCGCGAGCUGCUCGAGAGAUGCCACCCACUUGGCUGGUUCGAGACGAUGCCCGUGCUCUGCGUGGCGACCAACAUCGAGGAGCUGUACAAUUCUGUCUUGAUCGAGACGCCGCUUGCGCCCUACUUCAAAGGAUCCCUCAGCCACCAGGAUCUGGACGAGCUGAACAUCGAGAUCAUCAGAAACACCCUCUACAAGAACUACCUCGAAGACUUCUACAACUGGGUCAACUCAACACCAGAGGUAGCUGGCACGCCCACGGCGGAAGUCAUGUCUGAGGUUUUGGAGUUCGAGGCAGACCGCAGGAGCAUCAACAUCACGCUCAACUCGUUCGGCACGGAGCUGUCCAAGGCAGAUCGGAAGAAGCUUUACCCCAACUUCGGCCGGCUCCAUCCAGAGGGUACGUUGAUGCUGUCAAGGGCAGACGACGUCGAGGGUGUCCGCAUCGCCGUCGAGAGCGUCGCCGACUACAAGACCUUCUUCGACCAAACCGGUCUCAGCGGUGGUGGUGGCGGCGGCCUUGGUAACAUGGCGGGCGGCGUAGGAGGAGAGACUCGCAGUCUGGAAGACUUGUUCUACCAGAAAGAGAUGGAGAUUUCGAAGUUGGCAUUUACCAGGCAAUUCACGCAUGCCGUUGUUUAUGCCUGGGUCAAGCUACGAGAACAGGAAAUCCGCAACAUCACCUGGAUAGCCGAGUGUAUCGCGCAGAACCAGAAAGAGCGGAUCGGCAACUACAUUUCUGUAUUUUGAGGUGACACUAUGUAAUGUUCUAUGUACUUUCUAUGCAUGGGCUCUCUCCGGCUGGCGUAGAUGGUGGUCUGUAUAUCAGAAUUUUGGUCUUCUACCUGUCCAUUUCUCAUCCAUUGGUCUCCAUCUCUUGAAAGUCUUCGCAUUCUGUCUCCCUCGAAAGCCUGGAUGAACGACCUGAAGGACUUGCCUCCAGAACGUACAUCCAAACAUGCCCCUCUAACAGACCACAACUCAAUCCUAUCUACUCCGCUUUGGUAUGGAAUAAUCGCUCGUGG
Trematosphaeria pertusa is the source of this 1378-nucleotide messenger RNA. RefSeq names its product ATPase, V0 complex, subunit D. The annotation marks the transcript as partial. Lineage: Eukaryota; Fungi; Ascomycota; Dothideomycetes; Pleosporales; Trematosphaeriaceae. Gene Ontology annotation, cellular component: vacuolar proton-transporting V-type ATPase complex; fungal-type vacuole membrane; proton-transporting V-type ATPase, V0 domain. Gene Ontology annotation, biological process: proton transmembrane transport; vacuolar acidification; vacuolar transport. Gene Ontology annotation, molecular function: proton-transporting ATPase activity, rotational mechanism. The transcript has 4 exons. The record is from RefSeq and is a predicted model, not a curated record.